Molecule: messenger RNA, 2043 nt
Organism: Bemisia tabaci
Lineage: Eukaryota; Metazoa; Arthropoda; Insecta; Hemiptera; Aleyrodidae
Product: UDP-glycosyltransferase UGT5
Molecular function (GO): UDP-glycosyltransferase activity
Source: RefSeq, a predicted model, not a curated record
UUCAUUACUAUUUCUUCACUGUGAUAUUGUGCCAGGGGUGCGUUAAUUAUUUCAAGAUAAGUACGAAUCAAUGAAAAAAUACUCUCCGUGCAGUGAGCAUAGGUUAAUAAGAUAAAGUAACACAAAAUUAACGCUUAAAUACGUUUGAUUCUUCCAAGACUCAACCAGUGAUGUAUUACGCCUUUUCAUAGGAGUUUUUUGUAUUAUAUGUUGCAAGAAACAUAACUUUUUUGGUUUUUUUUACAGUUAGAUUGUGCUGAACAUAAUUUCAACUCCCGAGAGCUUGAAAUUGAAAGUUCGUUUCUCAGUGCAGACAACCUGUAUCUAAAUUAAAACUAUUGCAAUGGAUCUACGUUUUAUUUCUAUUAUUUUGACGACUAUAGCUAGCAUUGACUGCCUAAAAAUCUUAAUUAUCUAUCCCACUCCGUCUUACAGUCAUCAGCGAGCAAUUCUUGCCUUGUCAGAGAGACUUCUGAAAGAUGGCCAUAAAUUGUUCGUGAUCAGUCCAAACGCUGUACCGGGAAUGGAGAGUAACCAUAACUACACAUACGUGGACUUGUCGUUCUCAUAUGAGAACUUUUCAGAACGGAAAAGCGAAGACACCGUUAACUUACAAACACAUAUAAGUAAAUGGGACCUGCCUGCUCUUAUGCAGAACUUUGCGAGAAUGGCUAAAAGACAAUUUCUCAGUAAACAAUUUCAGGAAUUCAAGAGUCGCGUGGAGGCGGAACGUAUGAAAUUUGACCUCAUCAUCGUGGAGACAUUUUUCAUCCCAUGGCAAUCAGUACUGGAGCCUCACGUAGGCUCUGCGCCCAUCAUCUCCAUGUCAACGGUGGUCCAAGACUUCAUGGGGGAGGACGCGGUAGGGUCCAUCGCGCACCUCUCCUACUUGCCCUCUAUGUUCAGCAAUUAUCGCCCGAACAUGAACCUCUUCGAGAAAAUUGAGAAUUGGGUUUCCGAUUACAUCGUGCGGAAUGGGUAUUUGUCAGCUCUGGAGGCGACGGCGAGGAGUUACUUCAACGAGGUCUACGGCCCGGGGACCGAGAAGUUGGUGGAUGGAUGUUGGGGCCAGGUCGAUCUGAUUUUGAUGGCCACCAACUCGAUGUACUACUACCCGAGAGCGCUGACUCCCAACGUUGUCGAGAUUGGACCGUUGCAUCUGAAAACCCCCGAGAAACUGCCCGAGAAUCUGCAAAAUUGGCUGGACGGAGCAGAGAAAGGGGUCAUUUAUUUCAGUCUCGGGAGCAACAUGAAGAGUAAAUCUCUGCCCAUAGACGUGCGACAGAAUUUCUUGAAAUUUUUCAAGCAGCUGCCACCGGGCUAUCGUGUGCUGUGGAAAUGGGAACUCGAUACGAAAAUUCCUGGCCAGCCUGAGAACGUCCACUCCCAGAAAUGGAUGCCUCAGGAUAGCGUGCUGAAUCAUCCAAAAGUAAAAGUGUUCAUAACCCAAGGAGGUCUGCAGAGCUUCCAAGAAACUGUGCACUUUGGAGUUCCAACGGUUGGAAUCCCUUGGUUUGGCGAUCAGGAAUGCAAUGUCGCCAAGAUGGUGGACGCUGGAAUCGGGACACAACUGCUCCCGCAUGAGCUCCAUUCCUACGACAAAAUCAAAUCAGCGCUGGAGGCUGUUCUGUUCGAUGACAAAUAUGCGAAGAAUAUGAAACGGCAUUCACUGAUAUCUCGCGAUUUUUCAUCCAGAGGCAUGGAUCAAGCGGUAUUUUGGGUCGAACAUGUUGCUAAACAUGGCGGGGCGGCUCAUCUGAGACCAGCGACUGCCGAUACUACUCUCUUCCAAUAUUUUUGCCUAGAUAUAAUUUCUGUCAUUUUAGUUUUAAGUUGUUUCAUUUUAGGCAUUGUUUUUCUCAUCAUGAAAGCAUUAGUUUCAGCAUUUCUCCUGACAGUAAAAUCUGAAACGAAGACGAAAACGCAAUAAAUCCUGACUUGUGAUAUGCCUAACAUUAUUCGAUGACUUCAAAUAACUUCAUAGGAUUAAUUUAUUUAAAUACAAUUUCGACAUAUUGAAAAGAAAGAUUUGUACUGGUUCAA